CGCGCCGCAGAUGCGCGCAGGUGCGUGAGGCCGCGCCCGCCGCGCACCCUGCAGACGCGGGCCCGCCAUGGAGCACAUCCGCACGCCCAAGGUUGAAAAUGUCCGCUUGGUAGAUCGAGUAUCUUCUAAAAAAGCAGCCCUAGGUACUUUGUAUUUGACGGCUACUCAUGUCAUAUUCGUUGAAAAUGCACCUGACACAAGGAAAGAAACAUGGAUUCUUCACAGUCAGAUUUCCACCAUUGAAAAACAGGCCACAACUGCUACUGGAUGCCCUCUGCUAAUUCGCUGCAAGAAUUUUCAGAUAAUACAACUCGUCAUACCACAGGAAAGAGAUUGCCAUGAUGUGUACAUUUCUCUGAUACGCCUUGCAAGGCCAGUGAAAUACGAGGAGUUAUACUGCUUUUCAUUCAACCCCAUGCUGGAUAAAGAAGAGAGAGAACAAGGCUGGAUGCUUAUUGAUCUCAGUGAAGAAUACAAGCGAAUGGGCCUCCCUAAUAAUUAUUGGCAGCUCAGCGAUGUGAAUAGAGACUACAGAGUCUGUGACUCCUAUCCUACUGAACUGUAUGCUCCCAAGUCUGCCACGGCACACAUCAUAGUGGGGAGUUCCAAAUUCCGGAGUAGACGGCGAUUUCCUGCCCUUUCUUACUACUAUAAAGAUAACCAUGCCUCCAUCUGUCGGAGCAGCCAGCCUCUGUCCGGUUUCAGUGCCCGGUGCUUGGAGGACGAGCAGAUGCUCCAGGCCAUUAGGAAAGCCAAUCCAGGAAGCGACUUCAUUUACGUCGUUGACACUCGGCCUAAACUUAAUGCAAUGGCAAAUCGUGCUGCAGGGAAAGGCUAUGAGAAUGAAGACAAUUAUUCCAAUAUCAAGUUUCAGUUUAUCGGGAUAGAGAACAUCCAUGUCAUGAGGAACAGUCUGCAGAAAAUGCUGGAAGGUGAUUUGGAGAUAAAGCAGUUCUACACUGCAAGCAAUCACCAACUGUUCUUGUAUGGUGCUCAGGUUCGUAUCCUCAAGUUGCUAAAUGGCAUCAGAGGAAAGGAUAUUGGAGGUCCUGGUCCUCGUUUCCAAAAAGCAGCAACUGCUACAGUAUACACACCAGUAACCCCCCUCCACUUCCACAUAUAG
This is a messenger RNA of Carlito syrichta (Philippine tarsier), 1123 nucleotides long. Its product is annotated as myotubularin-related protein 7-like. Bases 68 to 1123 code for a protein of 351 amino acids. Lineage: Eukaryota; Metazoa; Chordata; Mammalia; Primates; Tarsiidae. The record is from RefSeq and is a predicted model, not a curated record. The transcript has 8 exons.